Aegilops tauschii subsp. strangulata is the source of this 3094-nucleotide messenger RNA. Its product is annotated as polyamine oxidase 1. Gene Ontology annotation, molecular function: polyamine oxidase activity. The record is from RefSeq and is a predicted model, not a curated record. Lineage: Eukaryota; Viridiplantae; Streptophyta; Magnoliopsida; Poales; Poaceae.
UUAUUUGGUUGAGUAUAUGUGGGCCCACAUUGGCAACCAAUAGAUGUAUAUUUUUUAAUGUAUUUGAGACAAUUUAAUUUUUAUUCGGCUUAUAAACUAUGAUAUAUUUGUUUGGUUGUGAAACUAUAUAAGAUGUUUGUAUUUUGUUUGAAUUGUGUAAACUAGGGUUAAAUUUUCAUAUAUUUGAAAAUGACACGGGAGGCCGGCUGCCUGAACAAAAAUGCGUCCGCGCGUUGAGUGCAUGGCCGAGCCAAACACAAAAGGGGGCGAACGACCAGCUGCAUCUGCCACCAUUGUCAGAACCGUGGCUCGUCGGCUGGUCUCGGUGGAGACACGCGAACGACGAUGAGCCAAGGACACGCGGGCGAGCUUGAGGCUCGGGCAUGCGAGUCUGUUUCUUUCCUUUUUCUUAACGCAGGUAAGGCACCAUCAAGCGUCAAAUUUUUAUUCAAUUCAUCGACAGUGUACAACAUGAAUUACAUAACCCUGCUCAUGAAAAUCAAGAAAGGAUUGCAGAACAGGGCAAGCAGCUUCAGUAUGAGCAGAAUGAGUACAACUAGAAAUAUGUUCUACUCUCGAGUUGAGAACCUCAUGAGCAUAAUUAUGAGCAAUUUCAUUGUUGUUUCUGAAGAUGUGGAAGACAACAGUAAGAAUGUGAGAAGUGGCUUGUAGGAAAGUGUUAAUCGGUUGUGUGCAUCUCCAGGUGAUGUUCAUUGAUGUCUCUUGAGGCCGUCAUCUUUGCCCAAGGAGGGGUUAUCCAUGAAGAAUGGAACCUGCUUGAAUUGAAGCCUGCAAGCAAUCUUAGCAGCAAACUGGAGACCAGAAGCUUCAACAAUGAGCGAUGAUUGGAUCGGGUUAGUAGAUGCUUGAAUCAUGAUUUCUCGAUUUGACUGGGUUCAGGAAUUUGGAUGUGUACUCCAAUGCCAGUUUCUGGACAAUUUCUCCUAUCUGGGAUAUUUCCUUUUUGCCAAGAAGCAUCAGAGAAUAUAUUGGUACCUGCAAUUGCUAAAUUUGAGCCUUGUUGAAUAUAUUUCGGCCCUGAGAGAGAAUAGCAGAAGAAUCCUUCGGGGAAGGAUCAGCUGGACUACUUGGUUGGUCUUGCUCCUGAUGAUGCAUGUCUUGAGCCGAAAGUAUAGCAUACGCUGCCUGAUGAACUUGAUGGGGGCGAGAGUCUUUCCUGUUUUUUCAAAGACACCACAGAAAAGUGAGUCUUUCCUGUCUUUUCAAAGACACCACAGAAAAGUGAAAAUGUUAGGUAUAGAGGCAUGCGAGGUGCCCGUUUUUGUGAAGGGAAGUCACCCUGACUUCGCUUCUUAGUGCGCGCGAACCUAUGCUAUUUAUUCUGCUUCUCUCCUUUGUUGUAGCGGCGCGUGCUCCUGGCUUUGCACUCUCCGGGGGGCGGGACAACUGACCAGUGCGAAACCGUCGGCGAGGUGCGCGCGGCGAGGAUGGCUGAGAAGAAGCCGAGGAUUGUCAUAGUGGGCGCGGGCAUAGCCGGACUCUCGGCGGCGCAGCAGCUAUGCGGCGCGGGCCGGGACAAGUUCGAGGUGGUGGUGGUGGAGGCUGGCUGCCGCGCUGGCGGCCGAGUAUACACGUCCGAGUUCGCCGGCCAUCGUCUCGAGAUGGGCGCUACGUGGGUGCAGGGCAUCGUCGGGAGUCCCGUGUACGCGAUGGCGCGGGAAGCAGGCGCGCUCCGGGAGGAGGCCGCAGACCUCCCGUACGAGCGCAUGGACGGGUUCCCUGACAGCGUCCUGACUGUCGCCGAGGGAGGCGACGUCGUCGACGCGGACACGGUGGCCAAGCCGAUCGAGGACCUGUACAGGGGCAUGAUGAAGGCCGCCCGUGCCGGUGAGGCUGUCGGCGGAGUGGGAGUGGAGGAAUACCUGCGCCGGGGGCUGCGAGCGUACCAGGCGGCGCGCCCGGUCGGUAGCAAGGAGCUGGAGGAGGUCGAGGAGGCUCUGCUUUCCAUGCACAUCAACCGGGAGCGCACGGACACCUCCGCCGAUGAUCUCGGCGACCUGGACCUCGCGGCCGAGGGCGAGUACCGCGACUUCCCCGGCGACCACGUCACGAUCCCCAGCGGAUACACCCGCGUGGUCGAGCACCUCGUCGCCGCGCUCCCGCCCGGUACUGUCCGCCUCGGCCUCGGCCCCCGUCGUCUCGAGUGGGGCGAAACCCCCGUGCGCCUCCACUUCGGCGAUGAGGCGACGACGACGCUCACCGCUGACCAUGUCAUCCUCACAGUCUCGCUGGGCGUCCUCAAGGCGAGCAUCGACGAGGACGUGUCCGCUACGGGCGCAAUCGCCUUCGACCCGCCGCUCCCAGAGUUCAAGCGUGAGGCCGUCGCGCGGCUGGGAUUCGGUGUCGUGGACAAGCUGUUCGUCGAGGUGGAGGCCGUGGAGACGCCGGAGCUGGACGGCGGCGACGAGCAGCUAGCCAGUGCGGCCCCGCCGGCUUUCCCGUUCCUGCACAUGGCGUUCCUCGGAGACGCGGCGAAGAUCCCGUGGUGGAUGCGCGGCACCGAGUCAGUCUGCCCCGUCCACGCGGGCUCCACCGUGGCGCUCGCAUGGUUCGCCGGGCGGGAGGCCACGCACCUCGAGUCGCUCCCCGACGACGAGGUCAUCCGCGCGCUCCACUCCACGCUGGAAUCAUUCCUCCCGGCCCCACCUCGCCGCUGCAGCGGGGCAGCCGCGGGGGCGACCCCACGGUGGAGGGUGAAGAGAAUCAAGAGGAGUGGGUGGGCGACGGACCCGCUGUUCCUCGGGUCCUACAGCUACGUCGCCGUCGGGUCAAGCGGCGAGGAUCUCGAUCGGAUGGCAGAGCCGCUCCCAAGCGGGCCGGAGGCCGGUGGGACGCCGCUGAGCGUGCUGUUCGCCGGUGGGACGCCGCUGAGCGUGCUGUUCGCCGGCGAGGCGACGCACCGGACGCACUACUCGACGACGCACGCGGCCUACCUGAGCGGCGUACGGGAGGCCGACCGGCUGCUGCAUCACUACCGCUGAGAUUUGUUUUGGAUUUUUCCCUAGACGGCGAUCCGCGAUCUGAGGCAAAUUUGACAAUUUUGACCUGGAAACGAAAUAAAUUCACAGAAUGA